AUGGCCACCCCACGGCAUAUCCCGGCGGAUCAUUUACAUAUAACCGAGUUUGCAUCCCGGACAUAUUUCGACAAGCUCAACCAGGAAAACAAGUCGAAUACCACCCAUGAAACGCAGACGUCACAGCCGGGACCUUCAAUAGCGCAGUCGGAAUUUAUACUACCUCUGCGGCAACAGAAAGCUUUUGACGCAUCUGAAGCUGCUCAUCCCGAAGCGCCCAAGAAGAAGAAGGCAUUUAGGUUCUGGUCCUCGAAACAUGCGGCCUCGUCCAUAGUCGGGUCGGACCCCAGCUUGAGCCAAGUCUCGGCUGAUGGCUCAAGAACAAGCCUACCGUUCGACCAGCUCUUUAUCGCAUUACCCGUCGAGUUGCAGGUUGAGAUCGUAGCUUCGUUGCCACUUUCCGAUAUCUUGAAUCUCAGGUCAGCAUCACGAGCAUGGCAUAGCAUGAUAACAUUAAACGAGGUGCCGAUUGCCAGGUAUCACCUGGAAAACAACACUCCCGCAUACGCCAAGAGGCUGUAUCCGUUGCCUGACGGUGCAAAACCAAACUUGCACCAUCUCUGCGGUAUAUGGCACCGCCUCCACGUGGCAGCCAAGUUGGCAUAUUUUAUUUGUGAGAGAGUCACCAAAGAGAUAUUCUUGAGGGUUACCGAGAUAGAGAGGCGCGAAUUUGCUCCCUCAUGGGAGCGCAUGCGGCGGCGCCUCAUCCCGCUCAUCUUUACUAUUUUCCACUUUUUCGAGACGUACAGAGAACGGCACCUCCAAUAUCUUAUUGAUAACAAGGGAGUCGGCUUACGUCAUACACCAUAUACACUCAACCCUAUCGAGGUCGAGGUCAUGAACAUGUACGAUGAUCGCACACUGCUGCAUGUGCAUCAGGUUUUUCCUCUGGUGGUUUCGUCAUUCUGCAGAAGAUUACGGCCACCAUCAUACGCCGGUAGGGUCGAGCGGACAGUGAGAGGUUACCUGAGAGAGAAGCCAGCGGAUGAGGUUCAUGUUGCUGCACUCAUCGUCGGCGGCUUGCGCCAGGUUGAAAAGUUUUGGGAGGUCAAGGGGUAUAACACUCGUCGGACCGUGGUCGAUAAUUGGUACAAGAGCGUCAGCCAGCCAACGGCACCCGAACCAACGAUAUCAUCCAAAACCAAGCGAAGUUUGAUGGGUUUGGGUAGGAAAAAGUCUAUGGCAGCGAUUCCCAAAGACAACAAGCCCAGUGAAGGCUCAUCAGCAGCUACACGGGGAUCGAUAGACUCGGGAUAUGGCAAUGUAAACAACCCCAUAUUCACAACCAGCCUGGCUGAGGGAAUGCCCAUGGCUACUUUACCAUGGGAGCACCUACAGAUGUUGGUUCCGGACCUGCCACCUCUACAACAGAUGUGGCUCCAUACUGCCGAAGCCUUGAUCCUGGAUCGCAAGAUCGUUCAGCGUCCGGCAGAGAUCAAACGAAACGCGCAGAUGAUGUUGGAGCUCAUCAGCGAAGGUGGCAUGGCCGAGGAGGACCAAUGGUGGUACGGACAAGGGGGUUCAGACUCGAUCAGGCCACCACUCGAGUCGAUAGAGGACGACCCGCUCGAAUAA
Messenger RNA from Pyricularia pennisetigena, 1575 nucleotides. RefSeq lists its product as uncharacterized. Bases 1 to 1575 code for a protein of 524 amino acids. The transcript has 2 exons. Gene Ontology annotation, molecular function: protein binding. NCBI's taxonomy places the organism in Eukaryota, Fungi, Ascomycota, Sordariomycetes, Magnaporthales, Pyriculariaceae. The record is from RefSeq and is a predicted model, not a curated record.